Sinocyclocheilus grahami is the source of this 2743-nucleotide messenger RNA. It is a transcript of the gene prg4b, whose product is annotated as proteoglycan 4b. Bases 324 to 2447 code for a protein of 707 amino acids. The record is from RefSeq and is a predicted model, not a curated record. Lineage: Eukaryota; Metazoa; Chordata; Actinopteri; Cypriniformes; Cyprinidae. Gene Ontology annotation, molecular function: polysaccharide binding; scavenger receptor activity. Gene Ontology annotation, biological process: immune response. The transcript has 15 exons.
GUUGAUAAAUAUGUAUUUUUGUGUCUAACGUUUAUUUCCCCACCUGGAAGUUGGAACAUUUGAAUAUAAAUAGUCUGUGAUGUCACCCAGCGAACUUUGUAAAUGUUCUCGACAGGCACACACAGUGAGGGGGAAUGUGCAAGUCUGCUUGCCCAAUGUGAAUCACCGCACCCUUGCAAACGAGACGAUUACUAAUUCAUCACUGACUGUAUAAUUGGACCGACAGGGGAACACCAACGCAUUCUGCCUCUAUAUAAAAGUGAAGAUCACUGCAGGUGAAAAAACAGAGGCUCUAUAGGUUAUUCCAACAGUGAACAACCGAGAUGGCUACACAUCUGUCCUUACUGCUGCUGUUUGCAUAUGCCUCCACAGGCUCUUCGGAUCCAAGUAGCUGUAGGGGUCGUUGUGGCGAAGGCUACUACAGAGGAAGUUUGUGCCAGUGUGACUACGAGUGUCUGAGUUUAAAUGAGUGCUGUUCAGACUUUACACAGAUGUGUACUACAAAGGACUCAUGCAAAGGACGCUGUGGGGAGCCUUUUCAUAGAGGCAAUCCAUGUCACUGUGAUAUUGACUGUGUCUCAUACAAUCAGUGCUGCCCUGAUUAUGAGGACAUGUGCUUGGUGGAAGAUACUGCCUUAAAACCAAGAAAAACUGCCACCGCAGCUCAAAGGACCGCUAACUUAUGCCUAAACAUAAAGAAUAAAAAGUCUACAGAAACCUCCAAUGAGGAGAUGACCAAUGAUGAAGGGAUUGGAGAAGAGUUAACGAUCCCUGAAGAUGAAAGUGAGUCCACACCUUCUGAGGGCCUUGUUUUGUCCUCUACAGAUGCAAGCAGCAUGCUUCCUGCUGAUGAGAACCCAACAGAAGGUCCAUCAAGCACGGCACCAACAGAAGGUCCUCCAAGCACAGCACCAACAGAAGGUCCUCCAAGCACAGAACCAACAGAAUUUCCAUCAAGCACAGCACCAACAGAAGUUCCAUCAAGCACAGCACCAACAGAGGGUCCAUCAAGCGCAGAACCAACAGUGGGUCCAUCAAGCGCAGAACCAACAGUGGGUCCAUCAAGCGCAGAACCAACAGAAGUUCCAUCAAGCGCAGCACCAACAGAAGGUCCAUCAAGCACAGCACCAACAGAGGGUCCAUCAAGCGCAGAACCAACAGUGGGUCCAUCAAGCGCAGAACCAACAGUGGGUCCAUCAAGCGCAGAACCAACAGAAGUUCCAUCAAGCGCAGCACCAACAGAAGGUCCAUCAAGCGCAGCACCAACAGAAGGUCCAUCAAGCGCAGAACCAACAGAAGGUCCAUCAAGCACAGCACCAACAGAAGGUCCAUCAGGCACAGCACCAACAGAAGUUUCUUCAAGUGCAUUACCAACAGACAAUUAUGUCACUGAAAUGACUACCAAGGCACAGAGUGAAAACCCAGAGGAAUUGUCAUCUCUCAAGGAUCCUAGAGCUACCCCUGUCCCAAAGAAGACGCCAUCUGCUCCUGCUCCAGUGAAACCAACAAAAAAAACCAUUAAACCUAGCAUAGACAAGAACGACAAAUCCGAACCAAAGGAACCUCUCAAGGAUCCUAGUGGCAUUGUUCCAAUCAAACCAGCGGAAAAACCUCUUAAACCUAGCUCAGACAAGAAUGGCAAAACAGAUAGUAUUAAAGAUUAUCAAGCUGAUGAUUAUGACACUAACCUCUGCAGUGGGCGUCCAGUCAGUGGUUUGACUACUCUCAGAAAUGGUACCAUUGUGGUGUUCAGAGGACAUUAUUUUUGGACACUGGACAAACAGAGAAAUCCUGAUCCUCCUCAGUUAAUUACAAAUGUGUGGGGAAUCCCAUCUCCCAUCGACACGGUUUACACCCGCUGCAACUGCCAGGGCAAAACCUAUUUCUUCAAGGGAAGGAACUACUGGAGGUUUGAGAACGGUAUGAUGGAUCCUGGCUUUCCCAAACCCAUCAGCCAGGGUUUCGGACAGAUUGGUUAUAUCACAGCUGCUUUAUCUAUACCUCAGUACAGAAGCAGAAAAGAGACGGUAAUCUUCUUCAGAAGAGGUGGAAUGGCACAAACGUACACAUACCAGGUUACUCCAAGCUGUGGGAAAAAGCCAAGAUAUCCUGUGUUUACAGUGAGAACGAGAGCCAGACGACAAGCUGUACUUCCUGGAACAGAUAUUUCACCAAGGCCUCAAAUAGGACAUUUUGUUCCAGAUGCAGCUCUGGGGCAAGUGAUCAGUAUCUCAAAGACCUGGAGAGGAUUUCCGACCAUAGUGACCUCAGCCGUGUCGGUUCCUUCAAGGGUGAAAGAGGGAUACAAGUAUUACGUAUUCUCUCAAAACAAGUAUUACAGCAUGAAAAUGGAAAGAGAAAAACCAGUGAUCCUAAAACCUGCUACUGGUCCAAAGGAAAGCUCAGCAACCAGCUUCUUUAAAUGCCCAGAAACCUCAAAAAACUGAGUCAUUCAUGUCUUUCCCUCAUGCCAUAUAUUGUAAAUGUAUAUUUCUAGUGAUGCACUUGUCUUACGUGCAGUGGAAAACAACAUUUCAUGGUAAAGCUGCAUCUUUGGAGACAGAAUUAUGGACAAAGAAAGAUUUCCUUCAAAACUAUUUUAUUGUACGGAUGUAAAAUCAUUCAAAUAACAUUGAUGGGUUGUUCAGAGCAUUAAACUAACAAACAAAACAUAUAAUAAUACAUAGCCUUAAAGCAGAAAAAAGGUAUGGCGGUGUUCUUUUGGAGAGAAUGUGUUGCUCCA